Messenger RNA from Sebastes umbrosus (honeycomb rockfish), 1509 nucleotides. Its product is annotated as protein eva-1 homolog C. Gene Ontology annotation, molecular function: carbohydrate binding. The coding region runs from base 108 to 1358 and encodes 416 amino acids. The record is from RefSeq and is a predicted model, not a curated record. The transcript has 8 exons. NCBI's taxonomy places the organism in Eukaryota, Metazoa, Chordata, Actinopteri, Perciformes, Sebastidae.
GGGGGUGGCUGUUUCUUGUCAACACAAUGGCAUCAUUGACCUACUGACCGCUCUCUCUUCCAGUCAUUACAACGAACCCCAGAGGUCUGCCAUGCGGGAUAUGCACGAUGACAGUGAUGUGGAGUUACUGCUUGUUCUCAUCUCUUCUUUUGGCUCUGAUGAUUCACACCGUGCAUUCGGGUCCAGAUUUCUCUCUCUAUCUUCAGAACAUCCUGAAGAACCACACGGCUCACGCUUGUGAAGGAGACACGCUCGCCAUCAAGUGUCCCUCCAGGACGUCUGUGGCCGUCCUCUCAGCUUUCUACGGGCGGCGUGUCCCUAAUCAGCAUCUAUGUCCCUCUGCAGACAAAAACACAACUGUGGAGGAGGAUAAUGAAUGCACUUCCCCAGUUGCUACCGAGAAAGUGCUGUCAGAAUGUCAGGAUCGUCGGUCCUGUCACAUCCCUGUCUUCAGCCCAGUGUUUGGUCAGGACCCCUGUCCUCUCACCAGCAAGUACCUUCUAGUCGCCUACAAGUGCAGACCAGAGCACCACCACACGAGGCUGGUGUGUGAAAACGAGCGACUGAGGCUGACGUGCAAGAACGAGACUGUCCUCGCCAUCUACUCGGCCACGUUUGGACACCUGCUGCACGGCAGUCCUUACUGUCCUCAGCAAACUGGAUCACACGUGGACAUGGAGUGUUUGUCCCCUUCGGCUCUGAGGAAGGUGUCACGCAGGUGUCAUGGCAGAGCGAACUGCUCAGUCGUGGCCGACACUCAAGCCUUCGGGGACCCCUGCUUCCCCGGCACCAGGAAACACCUGCGAGUGUCCUUCACUUGUGUUCCCCGGUAUCUUCUGGAAGAUGUGGGUCGAGGAUCAACGGAUCCUUUCAUGAUCUCAGACUACACACAUGGUGGAUGGUACACUGGCCCCACCUACAGGCCUCAAAACGUGCUCUUAACCAACUCUCUGGAGAUCUUUGAAAAAAUAUUGGAUUUCCCAGAGCGAGUGGCUCUCUACUUUGUCUCUGGCAUCUGUGCUGGUCUGGUGUUCCUGCUCUGCCUGUUCGGCAUACGCUCAACACUAGUGAGGGACGUUAAAGAGCUGGUUUCUGAGCUGAAGGAAGAGCUGAAAGCUUCUCGCAGAAAUCGCAAGGAGCUCAUGGAGGACCUCUUCGACGACGACAUCUCAGACACGUCGUCCUUCCGUCACCUCACACAGUCCUACCGCACCACGGAGAUCCUCAGUCCUAACACUCUGGCAGUAGAGAUGGUGGAUCGGGAGGUGGAGCAGACGAGGGAUCUGCCCAACGGAGACAUCUGGCCACAUCGAGACUCCAGCCCUUACGCCAUUCAUAAGAUCAAAACCUUAAAUUAAACAACUGAGAGAAGUUACAUGUAUGAGUGAAACUACUGCUAAAGCAUCCUUAAAGGUCCCAUAUUGUAAAAAGUGCGAUUUUCAUGUCUUUUAUAUUAUAAAGCAGGUUUAAGUACUAUAUAAAUACUGUGAAAGUAUCAAACUACUCAAU